This is a messenger RNA of Mesocricetus auratus (golden hamster), 2208 nucleotides long. It is a transcript of the gene Polr3f, whose product is annotated as RNA polymerase III subunit F. The record is from RefSeq and is a predicted model, not a curated record. Gene Ontology annotation, cellular component: RNA polymerase III complex. Gene Ontology annotation, biological process: transcription by RNA polymerase III. The coding region runs from base 281 to 1231 and encodes 316 amino acids. NCBI's taxonomy places the organism in Eukaryota, Metazoa, Chordata, Mammalia, Rodentia, Cricetidae. The transcript is spliced from 9 exons.
GGAAGGCCCUAAAAGGGUGCGCUCCUGUUCAGCGCACGGGAGCCAGAGUCUUUAUUCCGACAGGCACUAAAAUUCGGGACAGCAGAAAGGAGACCCUGCGAUGACACUGCUGAGCAGAGCGGAGCAGGCACAGCACGGACGCCCCAGGCCGACCUGACGACGGCCCGGCGCGACCGGACGAAGAAGGACCCUCGGCCUCCCGGCGCGCGACUGUCCCGGCUCCCGGGACUUAGCGCGCUCCCCAGAGCGAUUUUUUUCUCUAGUCUCCAAAACCGCCCUUAUGGCUGAGGUGAAGGUGAAGGUGCAGCCACCGGACGCGGAUCCGGUGGAAAUAGAAAACAGAAUUAUAGAAUUGUGCCACCAGUUCCCUCAUGGAAUCACAGAUCAAGUAAUUCAAAAUGAAAUGCCUCACAUUGAAGCCCAACAACGGGCAGUGGCCAUCAAUAGACUGUUGUCCAUGGGUCAGUUGGAUCUCUUAAGGAGCAAUACAGGCCUUUUAUAUAGAAUAAAAGAAUCUCAAAAUGCUGGUAAAAUGAAGGGGUCCGAUAACCAAGAAAAACUAGUCUACCAAAUCAUAGAGGAUGCAGGGAAUAAAGGAAUAUGGAGCAGAGAUAUUCGAUACAAAAGUAACUUGCCAUUAACAGAAAUCAACAAAAUUCUCAAGAAUUUGGAAAGUAAAAAGCUUAUCAAAGCCGUGAAGUCUGUAGCAGCCUCCAAAAAGAAGGUUUAUAUGCUCUAUAACCUGCAGCCAGACCGAUCUGUGACUGGUGGAGCGUGGUACAGUGACCAGGAUUUUGAAUCUGAAUUUGUUGAGGUGCUUAACCAACAGUGUUUCAAAUUCCUACAAACCAAGGCAGAAACAGCAAGAGAAAGUAAACAGAAUCCAAUGAUUCAAAGAAACAGUUCAUUCGCUUCAUCACAUGAAGUAUGGAAGUACAUCUGUGAACUCGGCAUCAGUAAGGUGGAGUUGUCCAUGGAGGACAUUGAAACCAUCCUGAACACACUCAUUUAUGAUGGGAAAGUCGAGAUGACUAUCAUUGCUGCAAAGGAAGGCACUGUUGGCAGUGUAGAUGGACACAUGAAACUGUACAGGGCAGUCAACCCAAUCCUCCCACCUACAGGCUUAGUCCGGGCACCCUGUGGACUCUGCCCCGUUUUUGAUGACUGCCAUGAAGGUGGUGAGAUUUCACCAUCUAAUUGUAUUUACAUGACAGAGUGGCUCGAAUUUUAAUAGAGAGCUGUGACGUUUACUAACAUUUGGCAAAUGAAUUACUUGGAGAACAAAUAAUUCAUGAUAGAACAUUCAGUUUCUUUGAAAGGACACUUCUAUAUAAUGGAUACUGACUUGCUGCUAUGAAAACAUAUUUAUUUCCAAAGAUGGAACACAAAGCAGAUGAAGUUUAAUAAAGUUUAAUAGCAAAGUCUCUUCUGAAGUAAGAAAAUAUCUUGAAGCUCUGGAAGACCAAGGAAAAAGAAGCCAGCAAACCUACACUAACCAAGUACUGUGAUAACAGCUUGAGCGUGAAGAUGACAUAUAAAAUUACUUCUUAAUGUCUUCAUUGGAACUCAUCAUAUCAGGUUUAUUGUCACCAUUUCUGUUGGUUCUUUCUUGGGUUUCAUUGAGAAGAAAUUACAAGUGGUGCAGGCAGGAACAGCUGAUGUUGGGAUGUGUGCAGACUUGGGGCCUGAAUAUAAAGUGGACAUCCCUUUCCCACACUGUCCGUCCCUCUUCACUUCAGCAGUAUUGUUUCAGAGGAGCGUGCUGCCACACUGACUUCUGUCCAGGACACAAGUUCAGAUCAGUGAUAUUCCAUCCUAAAGGGAAUAAUCUCACAAGUCCUUUUUUGUUAAGGUUGUAAAUCUCUCUGUAUGGCUUAAUUGUACUAUUUGCUGGAAUUUUUUUCAGAUUCUUACUUCAUGCCUAUAGUUUGACCCUCUCUGCCAGCAGCAUCAAAUUCAAAUUUUGUAAUCUAAUCCCCGUGUGCAAUGUGAUCAGUAGGACCUUUGGAAGGUGACAGAUCAUUAGUGUAGAUCUUCAUGAGUGGAAUUAGGCUUGUAUAAAAGAGACCCAAAGUAUUCUGUUGGCUCUCUUAUCAGUCGAGAGCACAGGGGAAAGAAUAAGGAAGUGGGCCCUUGUUAGACAGUAAAUCUACCAGCAUACUGGACUUCCCAGCUUUCAGAAUCAUAAUAAACCACCGGUUUAUAACA